Candida tropicalis MYA-3404 is the source of this 843-nucleotide messenger RNA. RefSeq lists its product as uncharacterized. The transcript has a single exon. The record is from RefSeq and is a predicted model, not a curated record. Bases 1 to 843 code for a protein of 280 amino acids. NCBI's taxonomy places the organism in Eukaryota, Fungi, Ascomycota, Pichiomycetes, Serinales, Debaryomycetaceae.
AUGCUUACUUCGUCAAUAGGUGCUACAUCUGGUGAAAUACUACGACUAGAACCACCACUCUCAUUAUCUGAAUCUACUUCACAAUUUAACAAAUCUUCCUUAUCUUGCAAUAGUUGUCUCAUAAUAGCUCUCUUCUUUUGGGCUUUUCUUUUACGAGUUCUUGUUAAUCCUUUAAGUUUCAGUUCUCCAUCGAGAUCCAUCAACACUCGUUUCACAUAUUUAAUACGAUUUUCAAUUUCUACUAAUUUUUUUGCUUGUUCACGAAGUGUAAAUGGUGUUGUCAAUAUUUCCGAUUUCACAGACGAAUUGUUGGUGGAUAUGGUAGCUUGUUUCUUAUUGGGAACCUUUAGUGUAACCAUAAAAGUUGGAGGUGACUGUAGUUUUAAAGUGUCAUUUAAAGGAGAUGGAGGUGAUUCUGGAGGAGUCUUUAAUGGUAAUUUGAAGGUGACCAAAAAAGUAGGUGGAGCUUUUGGUUUGGAGAUACCACUAGUUUUUUUAAAAGCACGAUAUUUACUCAGUUUGAAUAACGUUCCAAGAACAGGUCUUGCAGUUAAAGGUACAUCUGAAUCCAGUGAAUCAUUCUUCUCUUCUCGUGAUAUGGUAGUGGAUUGUUGUGCCUGUGGUUGUGCCUGUGGUUGUGCCUGUGGUUGUGCCUGUGGUUGUGCCUGUGGUUGUGCCUGUGGUUGUGCCUGUGGUUGUGCCUGUGGUUGUGCCUGUGGUUGUGCCUGUGGUUGUGCCUGUGGUUGUGCCUGUGGUUGUGCCUGUGGUUGUGCCUGUGGUUGUGCCUGUGGUUGUGCCUGUGGUUGUACUUGUGGUUGUGCCUGUUGUUGUACCUGUGGUUGA